AUGAGUGAGGAACAAAUAGGUUUGAGCUUGGAGGAUCCCGAACUACAGAAACGGUUUUUAACGCCAUUUUUAGCGAAAAGAGUUCCACCCAUCACUAAAGAGGAAGACAGAAAACCUUUCACCCAGAGUUCUUUCAACAUCAUAUCUAGCACUUUCUUCUGGUGGCUCAUUCCAGUGUUGAAUAUCGGUUACAAGAGAACUUUAGAGCCCAGCGAUUUGUUAUACUUGACCGACGAACUUAAAGUAGAGGCCCUAGCUGAACGUUUUGAUUAUCAUUUUAGCAAUCAGAUUGAAAAAGAGCGUUUGAAGUUCUAUGAAAAUAUAGAAAAAAUGAAGGAUUUAGAAAAGAAUUCAACCAAAAUUGGUGUAGAGUUCAAUCCGUCGAAAUGGGCAACGUUCUUCGCAGUUCUAUACACAUUUAGACGACAGUACGCAUGGGCAUGCAUUUAUAUGGUGAUAAGUCAAUUGGCUCAGGUUUGUGGGCCCCUACUUACCAGGAAGUUGAUUCAGUUCGUUGAGAUGCACGCAUUGGGGCGCGACAAUAAUGUUGGUAACGGAGUGGGCUACGCGAUCGGUACGACUAUUUUGUUGUUCCUAUCAGGAGUGUUUCUAAAUCACAGCUUCUACAGAGCCAUGGUGGUUGGUAUCCAAACCAAAGCAGUAUUGACCAGAGUUAUGUUACGAAAGUCAUACAAAUUGAGCGAACAAUCGAGAAUCAAGUUCCCAGUAUCAAAGAUAACAUCAAUUAUGGGAACUGAUUUAUCCAGAGUAGAAUUCGGUUUCCAUUUUCAACCCUUUUUGAUUGCAGCGCCUAUUCCAAUUGGGGUGUCGAUUGCUAUUUUAUUGGUCUAUAUUGGCCCAGCAUCUUUGGUUGGGCUUGGAGUAUUGGUUUUAUUUUUCAUUUUCAUGGGAGUGGUUGCCAUAUCGCUCUUUACCUUGAGGAAACAAGCCAACUUGUUCACAGAUUUAAGGAUCGACACAAUCAAGGAGGUGCUAAAUAAUUUGAAGAUCAUUAAAUUUUUCUCAUGGGAACCUCCUUAUCAUGACUAUAUAUCGGAUGCAAGAAGAAAUGAAAUGAGUGUUGUCUACAAAAUGCAGAUAAUUAUACAUAUACUCUUUUCUUUAGCUAUGACUACGACAUUGUUUACUUCAAUGGCGUCUUUUUUGGUGUUGUACGCUGUCGGGGGUAGUAGGGAUCCGUCAAAAAUCUUUGCUUCGCUUUCAUUAUUCAAUAUUUUGAGCCAGGAGCUCAAUGUCAUCCCUAUUGCCGUUGCAACUGGAUCUGAUACAUUUUUAGGUUUAUCUAGAGUAGGGGAAUUCUUAGCAGCCAGAGAGGAGGAUGCCCAACCUUUUGAUGACGACGAGUUAGAGAAUCUGGUGAGAAUAGAAAAGCAAAGCUUUUCUAUUGUAAUGAAACACGCUUAUUUUGAGUGGGCUGCUGUGAAUCGCGAUGAAAUCGAAGAAGCAAAAGCUGAUGAAGGUGAAUUUGAAUUUAAGAACAAUAAGAAAGGCAAAAUGAAUGAAAAGAGGAUCCAGAAAGGUCCCCCUAAUGAAAAAAGACGGGAACAGUUUCAAAUCUCUGAUGAAAUGGGUUUGAACAAGGCGAUGAUAAAUGUCAAGACCAAUGAGACAACAGAGUAUUCCGGUAACUUGCCAUCGGGUGAUACUUCUUCCGACGAAAACACCUUUGAGGGAUUGAAGAAUCUAAAUUUGGAAAUCAAAAAGGGCGAGUUUGUUGUCAUUAUGGGGCUGAUUGGUUCAGGAAAGUCGUCUCUUUUGAACGCAAUGGCAGGUUUUAUGAAGCGUAUUGAUGGAAUGCUCAUUACAAAUGGAUCGCUUUUAUUCAGCGGUACUCCUUGGAUCCAGAGUGCGACAGUAAAAGAGAACAUUCUAUUUGGGUCCGAAUAUGACAAAGAAUUCUAUAAAAAAACUGUAUGGGCUUGUUCCUUAGAGAGUGAUUUGGAUAUACUACCCGCCGGAGAUAAUACUGAGAUCGGUGAAAAGGGAAUAACUCUCUCAGGUGGCCAAAGGGCCAGAAUUGACUUGGCUAGAGCAGUUUAUGCUGACAAGGAUAUAGUCUUACUCGAUGAUGUCUUGAGUGCUGUAGAUGCGAGAGUUGCAAAACACAUCAUGAAGAAUUGUAUACUUGGACUUUUGAAAAAUAAAACUAGGAUAUUAGCGACACACCAGCUAUCCUUUAUAAGUUCCGCUGAUAGAAUCAUAUUUCUAAAUGGUGAUGGCACUAUUGACGUUGGAAAUUUCGAUGAGCUCAGAAUGACUAAUCGUGACUUUAAAAAAUUAAUGAAAUUCAACAUAGAACCAAAAAAGAUGGAAGUGGAGGAGCAGCAACAGCAAGAAAGUAAGAGUGAUAUAGAGGAAGUUUGCUCUGAUGACGAAGGGUUUGGUAUAAAGGAGAAGGAACUUAUUUAUCGUCAGUUUCUGAAGCUCUCGAAGUUUUCUUCACUUGAUCAGGGCGAGGAACCCUUAUACUUGGAUUUCAACAAGGACAAAAGUGUGAGCCAUGUUUUAAUGAAGACAGAGGAGAAAGCAGUUAAUAGUAUUAAAAUUGGUAUCUACAAGACGUAUUUCAGAGAGGGAUCAGGAAUAUUCCCUAAAUAUUUGACUACUGUCGCAGUUGUACUCUUCUCUGCCUUUACCACAUUUUGCAUGUUAUUCACGAACACAUGGUUAUCUUUUUGGGUCUCGCAUAAGUUCAAAGGAAUGUCCAAUGGGAUGUAUAUCGGUAUCUAUGUUAUGUUCGUGGUUUUGUCCUUAGUUUUCAUGAUCUUUGAAUCUAUAGCUUUGGUAUAUUUAUCAAAUAAAGCCUCUGUGAGAUUGAAUAUCAUUGCUAUAAAGAAUAUUCUACAUACCCCGAUGGCCUUCAUGGAUACAACGCCUAUGGGUAGAAUUUUGAAUAGAUUUACGAAAGAUACAAAUACGGUUGACAGUGAACUUGGACAAGAAUUGAGAAUGUUAAUAUCGAAUUUGUCAGAUAUCUUUGGAAUCGUAGUUUUAUGCAUCGUAUACAUCCCAUAUUUUGUCAUUGCUGUACCUAUACUACUUUUAUUAGUUAUUAUUAUUGGUAACUACUAUCAAGCAUCAGCAAGAGAAGUGGUCAGAAUUGAAGCAGUUCAGAGAUCAUAUAUUUAUGACAACUUCAAUGAAUCACUUGAUGGUAUGUUCACAAUUAAACUGUUUCAUAAUGAGCUGAGAUUCUUCAAGAUACUUGAUAAGUUUAUAAAUAAAACAAAUGAGGCGAGCUAUUUGAUUGCGGCUAAUCAAUGUUGGUUGGGUGUUAAUUUGAACAUUGUGUCUUCAAUAUUUGUCCUUCUUCUUGGUCUUCUUUGCGUCAACAAGGUUUUCAAUAUCAAUGCUGCAUCUACAGGUUUACUUCUCUCUUAUGCUAUAGAAUUAGUCCUGAUGUUAUUUAUGUUCAUCAGAACGUAUAGUGAGGUUGAAAACAUCAUGAACUCAGUAGAAAGAUUGACUCAAUAUGCUUAUGAGUUACCCCAAGAAGCCUCUUAUACUUUAGGCGAUAUUGUCCCAGACAAGACCUGGCCCCAGAAAGGUUGCAUAAAAUUCGAUCUUGUUUCUUUGGCUUAUCGGCCCGGAUUGCCUCUUGCGUUGAAGGACGUGAGCGUUAAUAUCAAAGGGGGUGAAAAGAUCGGCAUUUGCGGACGUACUGGAGCCGGUAAAUCUACCAUCAUGAAUGCAAUAUAUCGUAUUCUGGAGUUGAGCUCUGGUGUUCUCAAGAUUGAUGGUGUCGAUAUUUCGAAACUAGGUCUCCACAUGCUUAGAUCAAAACUUACAAUCAUCCCACAAGAAUCAGUCCUAUUCCGAGGAACUAUAAGGAAGAACUUAGAUCCAUUUGGAGAAUACUCUGACAUCCAUUUAUGGAAUUUUUUGAAAACGUCUGGUAUCAUCGAGGACUCGAAGUUUGAAUCUGUGAAGGAGCAGAACAAAGACGAUCCAAAUUUGCACAAAUUCCAUCUCGAUCAUGUUGUAACUGAAAGCGGUGGCAAUUAUUCAUUGGGAGAGAGGCAAUUGGUUUCAUUUGCGAGGGCCAUCGUUAGAGAUCCCAAGAUUUUGAUUUUAGAUGAAGCUACAUCGUCAGUUGAUUAUGAAACAGAUGAGAAGAUCCAAAUUAACAUUGUUAAAACAUUUUCUCAAUGUACCAUUCUAUGCAUUGCUCAUAGGUUGAGGACGAUUUUGAAUUAUGAUAGGAUUAUAGUGAUGGAUAAAGGUAAGAUCAAGGAGCUAGACACUCCAUGGAAUUUAUUCAAUAAGGAGGAAGGCAUAUUUCAGCAAAUGUGUCGUAAAUCAGGUAUUGUUGCUCAUGAUUUUGUGCGCCCAUCGUCCACAUAA
Messenger RNA from Priceomyces carsonii, 4365 nucleotides. RefSeq lists its product as uncharacterized. Gene Ontology annotation, cellular component: plasma membrane. NCBI's taxonomy places the organism in Eukaryota, Fungi, Ascomycota, Pichiomycetes, Serinales, Debaryomycetaceae. Gene Ontology annotation, biological process: transmembrane transport. The transcript has a single exon. The record is from RefSeq and is a predicted model, not a curated record. Gene Ontology annotation, molecular function: ABC-type xenobiotic transporter activity; ATP hydrolysis activity; ATP binding. Bases 1 to 4365 code for a protein of 1454 amino acids.